AUGGAGGAUAUUUCCAUGGAGUCGCAAAAUAACACUACGAUAUUUGGCAUUUGCAAACUUGCCAUUGCAUGUAAUCUUCCGUUAUUUGGCUAUAUGAAAUACAACACUCCCUCUUGUUUAACCAUGAACCAGAAUUCUAAACCUCCGAAGAAACGCCUUUCGUAUAGAUUAAUGCUAAACGAAGAGAAGGAGCACAUCAAAAAGAAAGACGAUGAUAGUAGUAACAAUUACAGGGACGAGAAGAAGAGGAAGAAGUCGGUUGAUUAUUAUUCGAAUGGUAUAAAAAAACAAAAAAGGCUACCAUCUACGGAGUAUGCUAGUGCUGUUAUUAAUCGGCAAGACUUUAAUGAUGACAAUGAUGUAAGGGUAGUGAUUGUUAAAAAACUCGAGAAUUCCGACGUGAACCCUCACCAGGCACGUCUAUCAAUCCCAAAAUCGAAAUGUUGUAACAAGUUCUUGAGUAAUAGAGAAGAGAGGUUCCUUCAAAAGGUGGAUAAGUAUGAUAGAAAGUGCAAGAUACAGGUGAAGGUUAGAGGGUGUAACUCGGUAAAGGCGCAUAACAUGUUUCUGACUCGAUGGGAUUAUCCAGAUCAAUGCGGAUAUAGGUAUGUGUUGAAUGGUGCCAACCCAAGCUGGAAUACUUUGAGAAGAGAGUUUCGGCUAGAGGAAGGAGAUGUGAUUACCGUCGUCGCGAAUCGAUCAAAGGAAGAUGGUUGUCUUUGCUUUGCCAUUGAAGGGGGUGAAUUGCUGAGGCCUUCUCUUACUUGGGGAAGGAAAGGUCGUCGAAGCUAA
Chenopodium quinoa (quinoa) is the source of this 792-nucleotide messenger RNA. Its product is annotated as B3 domain-containing protein At1g05920. The transcript has a single exon. Bases 1 to 792 code for a protein of 263 amino acids. The record is from RefSeq and is a predicted model, not a curated record. NCBI's taxonomy places the organism in Eukaryota, Viridiplantae, Streptophyta, Magnoliopsida, Caryophyllales, Amaranthaceae. Gene Ontology annotation, molecular function: DNA binding.